AUGAUUGGCUACCCGAUAGUGUUCCGAUGUUGUGAAUGUACUGUCGAAGAGCAAACGAUGGAGCACUUGGAAAGUCACAUUUGGAGUCGACAUUUGCAAGCAUUCCCGUUCAAAUGUGCUCAUUGUGAUUUUCCAGCACUCAGUGCGAUUAGUUUAAUGGAACAUUUUGAGCAGAACCAUGCGGAAGUGACGACAGUCGAAUUCAAGCGAAAUCUAGAUGAUGAGAAAAGGUUUCGAAAAAUGGUUGCUGAAUCGAUUGCGAUAGAAAUAGAAGACACUUCACAACAAGAUGCAGGUGUUCAGAUGGAUUCGAUACAGCCGAUGAUGCAACAAGGCCCAAGACAGAUAAUGCUGCUUCCUCCACAAACUAGUCGAUAUCAAGAUAUCGACGACAGUCCAGAGCCAGAAGACAAUGAUUUCGGAGUGAUGGAGGACGAUGAGAACGUAGAAGAAUUGAUUGAAGACGACGAAGAUGAUGAUUAUAUUGAUGAACUCGGAAAUCCAGUGUUUAUCGGUGCUCAUGACGAUAAUAAUUUCAUUUUGGACGAUGAGAUUUCUCAGCAGGGUGGCUGUAAUAUGCGAGGCAAUAGCUUCCACCUAAAGUACAUCCGAACGAGACGAAUGGACAAACUGAUUGACAAUGUAGUUGUGAAUGCUGCUCAACGGACUUCUCCAGAUUCAGUAAAACCUGUCAAUUUGUAUACAGAAAUCUCAUGCUUCACAGUGUUUCAGACUAUUAAUCCAACAAAUGGUGAAGGACAUUAUGUGGAUGGUCGAGGAGGAAGGAAAGUCGGAAGAUAUCAGUGUGAUCAGUGUCCUAGGUCUUUCAAGUAUCAAUCAAAACUCGACGAGCAUCGACGAACUCAUCUCGGCGUCCGACCCUUCAAUUGUCCAUAUUGUGACCAAAGUUUCACUCAAAAAGGAGCUCUCAAAACCCACAUGAGAACACAUACCGGCGAACGACCAUUCUAUUGUCAAUGGGAUUGUGGAAAACAAUUUAUUUCGUCGUCCGCAAGAAGGCAUCACGAGAAAACUCAUAGCGGAGAACGACCAUAUAUUUGUAGUGUUUGUGGAAAAGGUUUCACAAAGAAUUCGCAUAAUAUCCACAAUCGAGAGAUAAUCCAAAGAGAUUCAAUGCUACAAGGAGGUAUGCGAUCGCCGGAGAUCACAGUGAGUGAAGCUACGGGAGAGAUAGUUGACAUUCAGCCACGUGGAAAAGAGAUUAGUGUCGUACGCGAUAUUGUUGAACAAAUCCACGAGGAGAAAUUUAGCGAACGGAAGGAUUUUCUGCGAAUCUGA
This is a messenger RNA of Caenorhabditis remanei, 1299 nucleotides long. RefSeq lists its product as uncharacterized. Bases 1 to 1299 code for a protein of 432 amino acids. Gene Ontology annotation, biological process: regulation of transcription by RNA polymerase II. Lineage: Eukaryota; Metazoa; Nematoda; Chromadorea; Rhabditida; Rhabditidae. Gene Ontology annotation, molecular function: RNA polymerase II cis-regulatory region sequence-specific DNA binding; DNA-binding transcription factor activity. The record is from RefSeq and is a predicted model, not a curated record. The transcript is spliced from 8 exons.